CAGAGGGACCCAGCAGCGACUAGCAAAGGCUGUAAGUCAUCACAUUCCAUGGAAACUUCCAGAUGAAACCAGAUGAAAAAGCGCUUCAACAAUAUUCCUAAACAACUGCUGGGACGACUGAACUCAGAAACACAGCAAGUCCUGGGAAGGUAUGGUGGCAGGCCUGCUGAAGAUCUAGGAUGCAUAAGGAACCCUCCCAAAGCCCUUCCUCAAGAGAAAAGGAGCUAGGAAGGAGCCAAGAAAAGAAAAAAGUUGAAUGGAAAAUUUCUAGAAGAAAAAAGAGAAACAAAGUCCAGAUUUGUGGUCAUCAAAGUGCAGUUUGCAACCCAAUGAGAUUAUAUUUGAACUAUGGCUCAGAGUGACUUCCUCUACCCAGAGAACCCACGGAGAAGGCAGGAAGUAAACCGUCUUCACCAGCAGCUUUUUGACUGUUUAUCUGACAGCUUCCAUGCCACUAAUAAGCUGAUUGAGGUUUUAAACAUGCAUUUGGGGUGCAGCCUGGCCUCUAUUGAGAUGAAAAGAGAUGGGACCAUCAAAGAAAACUGUGAUAUCAUCAUUCAAGCCAUGAUGAAAAUCCAAAAGGAAUUGCAAAAGGUCGAUGAAGCACUAAAAGAUAAGCUAGAGCCAACCCUUUACAGAAAACUUCAGGAUAUUAAAGAAAGGGAAACAGAAAAAAUUGCAAUAGUACAAAAGGUCAUUUCAGUCAUCCUGGGAGAAGCUACUUCGGCAGCCAGCGCCGUAGCUGUUAAACUUGUGGGCUCAAGUGUCACAACUGGCAUCAUUAACAAGUUGGUCACUGUGUUAGCUCAAAUUGGAGCUUCUCUCCUUGGUAGUAUAGGAGUUGCCGUUCUUGGCCUUGGCAUAGAUAUGAUUUUCCGUGCCAUCCUGGGAGCAGUGGAGAAAACGCAGCUUCAAGCAGCCAUUAAAAGUUAUGAGAAGCAUCUGGUGGAAUUCAAGUCAGCUUCAGAAAAAUAUCAUCAUGCCAUUACUGAGGUCACCAACACAGUGAAACACCAAAUGAAAUGAACGGCCACUGUGCCACUGGAAUAUUUUUCUACUUCUCAACAAUAGUGUUUUGCUUCUUUGAUUAGGUUCAUUUUCUGUAAGUUUCCAACCCGGACAGAAAUACAGUUAAGACGUUAGAAAGAUGGUUUUUAAAGAGAUGCUAAAACUAGAGGACUCCAGAGUUUUGUAUCAACAACAAAUGCCUGCAUCAGUUGGUGCUAGACCCUGCGAGGUAAAAGAUUAUAUCCCAAGAUACCUUCUUACUCUGCUCUCCCAGAUCAACAGUAGGUUAAAUGCUAGUGUAAAAGAGCAGGUCUAGGGGUUACCUCUUCCUUUUCUAACUCCCCAAAUUCUAAAAAUUUACAGUGAAUGCAGAGACUUUUAUUUCUACCACUAGCUUCAGACAUCAUUUAGUUCUAAGGGGAUGUACUUAGUAACUUCUGCCUAGAUACAAACCGCGGACCUUUGAAUGAAAUAGAAAUACUACCAUAAUUUUGACCUUCAGUUUAAGUCCAAUUUUCAAUAAGCUAGAAGAGACUGAAAUACGGGUUGUAACAAUUUACUUCAAUGACGAAAGGAUGCAAUGGUUCUGUAACUUCGACUAAUUACACCCUAUAGGCUUGAAUGGAUUUUUAAAAGAUGAAAGUUAAAACUGAAAAGAUAAAGGUUCUGUUUCUAUAGUUGCAAUCAACCCUGACCAACUGUGGUGUGAUAAUUAAUUACCUCUCAGUGUGAAUGUUUGAACACUCUGGAACGUUUUUAAAAAACAAACAUGCAAAUCCCAACUACACAUGCAUAAAAUGCAUUUAGGAUGCAGGGGAGGAAGUUGAUCCUCUUAGGAAUUUGUCAUUUAAAGGAGAGUCAUAAUUUAUUACCUCAUGAGUUUUCCAAAAAAAUGAAAUUUCAUUUUCUACACUAGCAGAAUGGAGGAAGCUCUCCCUGCUACAGAAAACUUUAGGUGCCCCAUUUCAUUAAUUACCUGGUUUCAGAAAAAUCCAGAGGCUAAGGAAGCCUAAUGGUUCAGUUAAUUUCUGCAGACACAAGUGUUUUCUAAAUCCUUCACCAACCAAUAACUCCCAAUUGUGACUCUUAGGUUCUACUACAUAAUCAUUAAUAAGUUGCUGACGUUAAGAAUGUGUUUGUUAUAGUUGUAUUCUUGCAUCUAAGUACAAGAAAUGUGUCGAAAUUUUAAAAGCUCAGCAUAUCUCAAAAAUUAAAAAGCUAGAUGAAAGACUUUAAUUUUUCAAAUGUACUUUCUUCUCUUCUGUCACUGCUUCUUAAAAUUAGUUGCAAAACUAAAUUGG
Molecule: messenger RNA, 2309 nt
Organism: Ailuropoda melanoleuca (giant panda)
Lineage: Eukaryota; Metazoa; Chordata; Mammalia; Carnivora; Ursidae
Gene: SMCO3
Product: single-pass membrane protein with coiled-coil domains 3
Exons: 4
Coding region: 349-1026 (225 amino acids)
Source: RefSeq, a predicted model, not a curated record